UGACGUGAUGACGCAACACACAGACUUGUACGUAAGGACGUAAAGACGUAAGGAGUAGCCUCUCUCUCAAAGAUGGCGGUGACCAUAGACAACAGCAACGCCGUGCAGGCGACCAGGAGAAAGCACCUCGGGAUCCCUGAAGCUAUCUUUGUGGAGGAUGUCGACUCUUUUAUGAAGAAGCCAGGCAACGAGACGGCAGAUGGAGCGCUGAGGAAGCUGGAUGAGCAGUACCAGAAAUAUAAAUACAUGGAGCUCAACCUGUCUCAGAAGAAACUCAGGUUGAAAAGCCAGAUCCCACAAAUCACACAGACGCUAGAAAUCCUACGACACAUGCAGAAGAAAAAGGAGACCACAGCGCCCAUGGACACACACUUCCUAUUGGCUGACAAUGUUUACUGCAAGGCCUCAGUGAAGCCCACCGACAAAGUCUGCCUAUGGUUAGGGGCUAACGUCAUGUUAGAGUACGACAUUGAUGAAGCCCAGGCUCUCCUAGAGAAGAACCUAUCCACGGCAUCUCGUAACCUAGAGACACUCGAGGAUGAUCUGGAUUUCCUGCGAGACCAGUUCACCACCACCGAAGUCAACAUGGCACGAGUCUACAACUGGGACGUGAAGCGAAGGAGCAGAGAAAGUCUCCUCAAAUCAGCAGACAAGUCUUAAUAUCGACAGAACGGCGUCAACAUCCCCUUUCUGCUAACUAUCUUCUCCUGAAGUCAAUAAAAAACAAACCCGACCCCCUCCAAGUCAUGUGUAUGUUCACCCCAGAGCUCGGCAGAUAAGAGGGCAUGUUUGAAAUAUUUCUAAAAGUUGCAGUGCGCUUGCAUCGAGAUGAAGUCAAGCACAUUUCAUAAUUCUGUUUUAUUUUGAAUAUGCCUUCUAUUAAAUCGAGCUCAAACUUCCCAAACUAAUGUUUUCUGUUGAUUUGUCACUUUUUAAAAGUAUUUUUUCAAGUAAAAACUAACAAAAAAAACAAAGCAAUGAGGCAAUUUUUGUAUUCUUUUUAAUGAUUUAGGUAUGUUCCUGUUAUCUUUUUGCAGAUUAAUGAGUGAGGGUUCUCUCGCAUCGUCUUUUCUUUCCCUGCAUUUUUCCCUCCUUACUGGCCUGCACUUGUUUAGUUUUUUUCCUCAACCUGCAGCAAACGUUCACAUAAUGUAUGACUUUCUGUUGUAGUUAAUUCUUGAAACGCAUCCAGUUGCCAUGACGCUCUAUAGAAUUAGGCUUGUAGGAUGACAAAGAUCACAACAGAAGAGUACAGAAUAAGACUUCGUUCUGCCUCGUGGCUCCGGUUUUCACUCCAGAGGGAUCAACUGUAGUCUUGCUCCACACCUGCUGCUCCUCCUCCGUCCCUCCUCUUCCUCCUCCUCCUCCUCUUCCUCUUCCUCCCCUUUUAGCCGCUGUUCUGUCUGUAUUUAUUUGUCUCUCACUGUAUUCAUUAAACAAUGAAUGAAGUAAAAGAAGAACAUUUGGGCAAAGAGAUGAGACCUUGA
This is a messenger RNA of Sebastes umbrosus (honeycomb rockfish), 1487 nucleotides long. RefSeq names its product von Hippel-Lindau binding protein 1 (gene vbp1). Gene Ontology annotation, biological process: protein folding; microtubule-based process; tubulin complex assembly. The transcript is spliced from 6 exons. Lineage: Eukaryota; Metazoa; Chordata; Actinopteri; Perciformes; Sebastidae. Gene Ontology annotation, cellular component: prefoldin complex; cytoplasm. The record is from RefSeq and is a predicted model, not a curated record. Gene Ontology annotation, molecular function: tubulin binding. Bases 73 to 660 code for a protein of 195 amino acids.